This is a messenger RNA of Schistocerca nitens (vagrant locust), 573 nucleotides long. RefSeq lists its product as uncharacterized. The record is from RefSeq and is a predicted model, not a curated record. NCBI's taxonomy places the organism in Eukaryota, Metazoa, Arthropoda, Insecta, Orthoptera, Acrididae. The transcript has 3 exons. The coding region runs from base 1 to 573 and encodes 190 amino acids.
AUGGAUAUUCAUGUUCUUCAAAGCCAGCCCGCCCAGAAGGUCGCGUUUAAAGACUCUUCCACGGUUCGUGUGGUUUUGGUCCGCGGCGGGUUCCAGCCGCGCCUUCCGACUUCGCUGCCGCCCCCAGGGCAGCAGCAGCAGCAGUCGCCGCUACCACGCCGACAGCCCGUCCCGUUGAUGCCUCCCGCGCAGCUUCAUCCGGGAGCGCCCCAGGUGGUCGCUCCGGCGCCUGCGGUCCCUCUUCAGUCGCCACCGCCUUCGGAGCUGAUGGACAUCGACCCCUCAGCCGGGCCGCCUUCCCAAGCAGUGGCUGUGCAGCCUGUCCUGCAGCCGCUUUCCUUGGGCACCCCCAAGGAGCCUGACACCGCAGCGCCUUGUCCGGCACCUACUCGGCAGCCGUCGACGCAGCGUCAGGAGACGCUGCCUCUCUUCGUGGGUCCCGACGCCCCGUCGCGUCCAGUACCAGAAGCUGCGCCCGUGGUCACAGGCGUGCACCCUGACCUCGGUUUUCAGUCGGUGUUUCCCGAGGCCCCGCGCAGCCAAUGCUGGGCUGUGUUUAUGGUGGCCUGUUGA